This is a messenger RNA of Saccostrea cuccullata (small rock oyster), 1167 nucleotides long. Its product is annotated as neurofilament medium polypeptide-like. The coding region runs from base 1 to 1167 and encodes 388 amino acids. The transcript has 3 exons. NCBI's taxonomy places the organism in Eukaryota, Metazoa, Mollusca, Bivalvia, Ostreida, Ostreidae. The record is from RefSeq and is a predicted model, not a curated record.
AUGGGCUGUAUCAACUCUAAAUGCGCUAAUCCAGAGGAAGUAAAUAGGGUUAGAAAUAGAAGGACUGGUCCCCCUCGUGGCAUCCGCCGAAUAGCAAACUUAUUCCGAAAAACAAGAAUUCAACCUUUGAAUAUUCAACCAUCUGAUGGAUCCCCCCAUAGCUCCAACCAAGACCCCCCGGAAAAUGAAAGGGCUGAACCAAUUGCAAGCAAGGAGACAGAAGGUGAAGAAGGGCAAAGUAAUCGCGAUUGCCUGGAAGAGAAUUCGGGACAACCAAGUACUUCCACAUGUACCAAUGGUGUUACUGACUCGGCUUUACAAGACUUCGUACCGAAUGCCAUGGAUGGACGGUCGCCCUCCCCAGCAUGCAGUGACCGUAACACCCAAGCCGAGCGCCCUUCAUCAGUGCCCCCAGAUGAUGACGAAAAACCAGCAGCCGAGCCGACAAGGAAUCCAAAAAAAGUAUCCUUCUCCGGAGAAUUAGAAGAGGUCGUUACCUUUUCUAAAUCCCCAGAAGAAGAGGAAAGGCAGAAAAGGGAUAUUGUCGUAAUUCUUCCCAGCUGUGAAACAGAAGAGGAGGGGGAGGAGGUCAACCCAACUCCGGCUACAUCUCCCGGCAAGAAGGCGCCCGCUGCCACUGGGGCCAGGCCGCGAACUGCCCUCCCUACCUCUCCCAGCAAAAAAGCACCCAUUGCCACUGGGGCCAGGCCGCGGACUCCCCUCCCUAUGUCCCAGCCAAAGAUCAAGGCUAGCGUUGCAGAGAGGCCACUUUCUUCUACCAAACAAAUCCGGCCUAAAUCAUCGAGGGCUAAGACUUCAAAGGAAAAAGAAAAAAAGAAAAAUAUAGAGAUGGCCUACAAGUGGAAGAGGGUUCAAAAAUGGAUGAAAAGAUUCACUGACACUGUUGAAAAAGAAGACAGCAGGCCUAACAAACAGCAACGGGCAAAAUCUGCCCCGGUCAACCGGUCACAGCAGGAGGGGCAGGAGGCCAGCUGUUCUAAUACAACCUCCAGAAGAUCCAGGAUCCGCCCCUGGGAUAUGGAUCAGGACAUCGUAACAAUGAUGAUGAUCCAGGAGGAAGAUGAGGAUGAGGAUCCAUAUCCCAGGGGGGAGGAGGAGGAGGGAAAUGAGGAGGCUGGUGCCACAGGGGGAACAAGGGAGCAGUAA